AUGGCCACUUCUACUUCGAAUCGGGCGAGCGCGCGGCUGGAGCUAGCCAAUCCGGGGACCGUCAAGAUCAAUGUGAAGGGAGCCUUCAUCGUGGACGAUGAUCCGAGGUCCAAAAGUCCGGUGAGGACCGACGGGGUUUCUUAUGAAGGUCAUGACAUUCGGCUUCCGAACCACAAGGAAAUUAGUCAUGUAGCUGUUGAUAUCGGCGGCUCGUUGGCCAAGCUCGUCUACUUCACUCGGGAGAUCGACUCCGCCGACAAUGGCGGGCGACUCAACUUCAUCAACUUCGAAACCUCCCGCAUCGACCUGUGCAUCGACUUCAUCAAGGAAUUGAAGGCUGAACACGAGAAGCUGAAGGGCUCGUCCGGGGCGGAACUAUGUGUGAUGGCGACGGGCGGCGGGGCUUACUUGUACUAUGACAAGCUGAAGGAGUCCCUCAAUGUCGACAUCAUCCGGGAGGAUGAGAUGGAAUGUCUCAUUACCGGCCUGGACUUUUUCAUCACGGAGAUCCCCAACGAGGUGUUCACGUACAGCGAGACCGAGCCCAUGCAAUUUGCCGAGGCCCGACCGGACGUUUACCCAUACCUGUUAGUCAACAUCGGCUCCGGCGUGUCCAUGAUCAAAGUCUCCGGCCCCAAGCAGUUCCAGCGUGUGGGCGGUACACAUCUGGGGGGUGGGACCUUCUGGGGUCUCAUGUCGCUGCUGACGGGGGCCCGCACUUUCGACGAUAUGCUCGCCAUGGCGGAUCGGGGUGACAACAGCGGGGUGGACAUGCUGGUGGGGGAUAUCUACGGCAUGGACUACAGCAAGAUCGGACUCAAGAACACGGCCAUUGCCAGCACCUUCGGCAAGGUGUUCCGCCUUAAGAAUCAAGCGGGUCAGCAGACAGUCGACGGAGCAGAGUCGUCUCCCGACGAGGAGCUUGAUUCGACGAAUGGCGAUCCGAAGUUUAAGCCCGAGGAUAUGAGCCGGAGUUUACUCUAUGCUAUCAGUAACAACAUCGGCCAGAUCGCCUACCUGCAGUCCGAGAAGCACCAGGUCAAGCACAUCUACUUCGGCGGCUCCUUCAUCCGCGGCCACCGACAGACCAUGAACACGCUCUCGUACGCCAUCAAGUUCUGGUCCAAGGGCGAGAAGCAGGCUUACUUCCUGCGCCAUGAGGGCUACAUCGGCUCCGUCGGGGCGUUCCUGCGGAGACAGCCUGCCAAUUGGGGACGCAGGAACAGCAUCGACGAGGCGUCCCUGCAGGAGCUCAAGGCGGCUCUCGAAGCCAAGCACCAAGCUAGUCAACCGAACGCACCCUAA
Aspergillus japonicus CBS 114.51 is the source of this 1305-nucleotide messenger RNA. Its product is annotated as pantothenate kinase. Gene Ontology annotation, biological process: coenzyme A biosynthetic process. Gene Ontology annotation, cellular component: cytosol; nucleus. The coding region runs from base 1 to 1305 and encodes 434 amino acids. NCBI's taxonomy places the organism in Eukaryota, Fungi, Ascomycota, Eurotiomycetes, Eurotiales, Aspergillaceae. The transcript is spliced from 5 exons. Gene Ontology annotation, molecular function: ATP binding; pantothenate kinase activity. The record is from RefSeq and is a predicted model, not a curated record.